UCUUUGUUUUCACUUAAAACCAAAUCCAUGCAGCUGCAUGAGCUUCUCUAGUUCGCAACGAUCCUAUCUGCUGCUCCUUUUUAAAACCAACCAUUCAAUAAACAAAGCAGUAAUCACUCAUGACAAAAGAAGACCUUUCAGCGGCUACCAUAACCGCCACCGCCGCCGCGACCACCACCACAAACACGAAGAAGCUUACCCUCAUCCCUUUAAUAUUCCUGAUCUAUUUCGAAGUUGCGGGUGGUCCUUACGGCGAAGAACCAGCGGUUCAAGCUGUGGGUCCCCUUUUAGCCAUUCUUGGCUUCCUCAUAUUCCCUUUUGCAUGGAGUGUCCCUGAAGCCCUCAUAACCGCCGAGUUAACCACCGCCAUUCCUGGUAACGGCGGUUUUGUCAUAUGGGCCGAACGGGCUUUCGGCCCAUUCUGGGGCUCUCUUAUGGGCACGUGGAAAAUGCUCGGCAGUGUCAUCAAUAUGGCAUCUUUCCCUGUUCUCUGCAUCGACUAUGUCAAGAAAAUGUUCCCUCUUCUAGAAUCCGGUUGGCCACGUUAUGUGGCAAUUCUGUGUUCAACUUUGGCUCUUUCUUUUCUCAAUUACACUGGUCUUACUAUUGUUGGUUAUGUUGCUGUGUUCCUCGCUAUUGUUUCUUUCUGUCCCUUUAUAUUAAUGUCUCUUAUUGCUAUCCCAAAGAUUCAUCCGCAUAGAUGGGUUAUUUUGGGCCAAAAGGGUGUAAAGAAAGAUUGGAACUUGUUCUUCAAUACCCUUUUUUGGAACUUAAAUUUUUGGGACAACGUUAGUACUUUAGCAGGAGAAGUUGACAGCCUCCAGAAAACUUUUCCUUUGGCUCUUCUCAUUGCUGUGAUUUUCACUUGUGUCUCUUACUUGAUUCCACUCUUUGCUGUCAUUGGAUCUGUUUCUGUGGACCAGAGAGAAUGGGAAAGUGGGUUCCAUGCGCAAGCGGCAGAGAUUAUUGCAGGAAAAUGGUUGAAAAUUUGGAUUGAAAUCGGGGCAGUGUUGUCUACAAUUGGACUAUAUGAAGCACAAUUAAGUAGCAAUGCUUACCAGCUCUUGGGUAUGGCUGAGAUAGGGAUUUUGCCUAAGUUUUUUGGGGUUCGGUCAAAAUGGUUCAAUACACCUUGGUUAGGUAUUUUGGUGUCUACUUUGAUAACUAUUGGAGUUUCUUACAUGAACCUUAAAGACAUCAUUUCCUCAGCGAAUUUUUUGUAUGGGUUGGGUAUGUUGUUGGAAUUUGCAUCGUUUCUUUGGUUGAGAUGGAAGUCACCCACGAUGAAGAGGCCUUACAGGGUUCCUUUGAAUCUGCCAUUGCUGGUGAUGAUGUGUUUGGUACCCUCUAGUUUUCUGAUUUUGAUAAUGGCUAUAGCUACAAAAACUGUUUAUUUGAUCAGUGGGGUGAUGACCGUAGCUGGCAUAGGCUUUUUCUUCUUUCUAAAGCUCUGCAAGAAAAGGAAAUGGGUGGAGUUCAGCAUUGCAAGUGAGGAAGCAGAAAAUGGAGAUGACUUUCAAAGGGGUAUGUUAUGA
Messenger RNA from Abrus precatorius (Indian licorice), 1535 nucleotides. RefSeq names its product probable polyamine transporter At3g13620. Gene Ontology annotation, molecular function: transmembrane transporter activity. Gene Ontology annotation, biological process: transmembrane transport. Gene Ontology annotation, cellular component: membrane. The record is from RefSeq and is a predicted model, not a curated record. NCBI's taxonomy places the organism in Eukaryota, Viridiplantae, Streptophyta, Magnoliopsida, Fabales, Fabaceae. The transcript has a single exon. The coding region runs from base 120 to 1535 and encodes 471 amino acids.